AUUGGAUUGACUCACACAGUGAAACCUGUUCAGAGCAUCAGCAGCUGCACAGCAAACAAACCUUCUCAGCAACUGAAUCAAGUAGUGGAGCUGCGAUGAAGAAAGAAGACGUCUUGAACACUUUGAAAGAAUUAGGUCAGAAAGAGUUUGAGGAAUUCAAGUGGUUCCUGGAGCAACCUGAGACUCUCCCUGAACUCCCAGCAAUCAGUAGACAAGACCUGGAAGGAGCAAAUAUUCUCGGCGUUGUGGACUUGAUCGUGCAGACUUACACAUAUGAUCGAUGCAGGGAGGUGAUCUGCAUGGUCUUAGAGAAAAUAAAAAGAAAUGAGCUGCGGAACAAAUGGUUAAAAGAUUGAAUGGGAGAGACGGAGGCUGAAGUUCAGGAGAUGAUCCAGGAGAGACGACUGAAGAUCCAGGAGAUCAGAGAGUCGGUGAAGGUCAGUAGAGAUGCUGCAGACASAGAGAAAGCAGAAGGUGUUCAGGUCUUCUCGGCUCUGAUGGAGUCUGCUGAGAGAGGCCUGAAGGAGCUCCUCAAGGAGAUCCAAGACAAACUGGAAGCUACAGAGAAACAGGCUGAAGACUUCAUCAGAGAUCUGGAGCAGGAGAUCUCUGAGCUGAAGAAGAGGAGCUCUGAGGUGAAGCAGCUCUCACAGGAUGAAGAUCCCCUCCACCUCCUCCAAAGCUUCUCCUCCCUGAAAGAUGCUCCACCCACCAAGACCUGGACAGAGGUCAGAGUUCAUCCACUAUCAUAUGAGGAGAAUAUGGUGAGAGCUAUGGCUCUGUUUGAGCAGAAUAAGGAGAAGAUAUUGGAGCUGAAGAGGAUCCAGCAGUUUGCAGUGGAUGUGACUCUGGAUCCUGAUUCGGCUCAUCCUAAACUCAUCCUGUCUGAUGAUGGGAAACAGGUGAAACAUGGAGAUGUGAGGAAGAAUCUUCCAGACAAUCCAGAGAGAUUUUCUAAGUGUGUGAAUGUUUUAGGACGACAGAGUUUCUCCUCAGGCAGAUUUUACUUUGAGGUUCAGGUUAAAGGAAAGACUAAAUGGGAUAUAGGAGUGGCCAGAGAGUCCAUCAAGAGGAAAGAAUUUAAACCACUGAGUCCUCAGAAAGGUUACUGGAUUGUUAUAUUGAGAAAUGGAAAUGAGUAUUCAGCUGCUGUUGGAUCUCUAAUCCGUCUUUAUUGUCAUCCUGGUCCAGAGAAGGUCGGGGUGUUUGUGGAUUAUGAUCAGGGUCUGGUCUCCUUCUAUGAUGUAGAUGCUGCAGCUCUGAUCUACUCCUUUCCUGAUUGCGACUUCAUGGAGAAACUCUACCCGUACUUUGGUCCUUGUCUUAACGAUGGAGGUAAAAACUCUGCUCCUCUGGUCAUCUGUCCUGUUGGUCAGGCUCGUUGUUGAUCUGAUGAAAUGAUGAAUAAAUCUGCAUGACUGUGGUUGAAGUCCUGAUGGAGAAAUGAGCUUGGAAACGUUCUUAGCAGGAAGUCAACAGUUCAGUUGACAGCUGGAUUAUUUGCUGCAGCUACUUCUUCUCUGCUCUGAACACUUUCAGUUUUUGAUCAGAUAAAUAGAGCAGAACCCACAGGUAGAGGACUCAGUCCUCUAUAUGGUCGUCACAGGUUCGAGUCCCAGCCUGAUGACCUUUUGCCGCAUGUGUUUCCCUCUUUCAUUAUCCACUUUCCUGUGUUGUCAGACUGGAGAAAACAAA
Poecilia reticulata (guppy) is the source of this 1695-nucleotide messenger RNA. NCBI's taxonomy places the organism in Eukaryota, Metazoa, Chordata, Actinopteri, Cyprinodontiformes, Poeciliidae. The record is from RefSeq and is a predicted model, not a curated record.